This is a messenger RNA of Drosophila suzukii, 621 nucleotides long. It is a transcript of the gene Gbp3, whose product is annotated as Growth-blocking peptide 3. NCBI's taxonomy places the organism in Eukaryota, Metazoa, Arthropoda, Insecta, Diptera, Drosophilidae. The record is from RefSeq and is a predicted model, not a curated record.
CAACAGUCGCAGUGCAAACAAGACGGCAAUGAAGCAGAUUCUGGUGGCAUUAUUGGCCGCUCUGCUGGUAGCCGCCGCAGGCGGAAUUCUGGGCAGGAUUUUUCACCGGGAGUCUACCCAUCCACUCCCCUCCACCUCCACAACUACAACCACGGAGGAGCCCCGUCGUCCCUUCUUCCUCAACAACAAUAUACCCCCGAUUCAGGAAGGCUGUGAAGGGCAGUUCAAGUGCAAGAAGAAGCUCACCCAGGUCCCGGCUCCCAGGCCCUGUUUGAAGUACUGCCUCCACCGAGUGACCUGUCCCAACAACCAGACCAACUGCCAACCCAACCAGUGCGUCGAUCUGAACGAGGAGCAGGUCCUGGCGCCUAUGAGCACCACGGAACCCCCAGUCGCCGGAAAACCCGCCGUCAACACCAUGAUGGUGGCCAUGAUCGACUUUCCCUCACCGGGCUAUCUGCCCGACCAUCGUGGUCGCUGUCGGGAAAUCUGGUAAUUCGACGGCUCUCGUGACACGUGCCCAAUGCAUAAUUAUUAGGUAUACCUGUGGAAUUUUUUAUAAACAUGCAUAGUCUGAAUAAUCACAAUAAAACCCCAAUGAACUGCUGAACUGCCCAAAGA